UUUUGUAUUUCAUUUAGAGACGGUCUUGCUGAGUUGCUUAGGGCCUCGUUCAGUUGCCGAGGCUGGCCUCCACCCUGCGAUCCUCCUGUCUCAGCCUCCAGAGCCACUGGGAUGGCAGGCGCGCGCCAUCGGACGCAGCCCACCAGCUGCCCUUUGUCAAAGGCCCUUCUAGAAAGUGCAGCCGCCUCCGGCGGGAGGGGACCAGGUCUAUUUUUGCUCCAGGACGAAAGAAGAAAAAGCGCUCUGAGGAAGCGCAGAGGGGAGGGGUGACAAGGAGGACGCUCGCGUCACCGUCGCCCGGUCCCCGCCCGGCCUCAGCCUCAGCCUCAGCCUCAGCGCAGGGAGCCCGGGAGGAAGCGCAGGCUGCGGACUCGGCGCUGCCCCCGCCCACCCGCUCCGGCCUCUGUGACGUCACAGUGGGCGUGGAGAACGGUCGCCAUGGCGACGGGGAACGCCGAGCGCCGGCUGCAACGCUGCAGAGAACCGCGGCGCCGGGCUUCCGGCUUCGGAGCCAGCGAGCGCUGGUGGGGGUGAGAAUCGUUCUCGGCCAAGGUCAGCCUGCGCAUUGUCCCGUUAGUCCUCGGCUGGGAUGUCUAAGAUGCUGUCUUCCCUGGUCUUCAACAACCUGGCCCACAAUAGGAAGAGCUUGCAGACCAUGAACAAGAGUCUGUCUUCCAUCAUUGAGGACCAUCCCGAGAAGCCGACCAAGAAGGACAAAGAGCCUGCGAAGGUUUCCAAUCCCUCCGCCAAUCCUUUCCACAUGUCUGGGGACAUGGACUUCUUCCUGUUCAGGGACCAGGAGCUCAAUAAGGCUAUUUUGGAGCGGGAGCAGAGGAAGGCCCUGCAGGUCCACCAGAAGACGACCGUCUCCUCCAAGGUGUCCACCAAGCAGAGCCACCUGCGUCGCGAGCUGCAGCUGGAGGAGGAGGCGGAGGACAGGGAGUUACAGGCAGAGGAGGAGCAGAUGCGAGCCUUCCAGCAAGAAGCGGCCUGGAAACUGGCCAUGACCAGAGAAAAGAAAAUGGAGCCUGACACCCUGAGCAGCUACAUCGACCAGAAGCGGAAGAUGUUCCUGAUCCAGUACGCCGUGGAGAUGAAGCGGAGUGAGAUCAGAAGGCUGGAGUCCCUGGCCUCCGAGGAAGAGGCCCGGCUGAAGGAGGCCCAGAAGUCAUUGGAGAAGGACGCCAUGCUCUUUGACGAGUUCCUCAGAGACGACGACGCCAACUCCGUCCAGGCCAUGAGACUGGCUGAGAAGGAGACCAAAGCCAAGAUGGAUAAGAUGGCGGAGAUCCGGGAGCUCACCAUCCAGAUCAUGCACGUCAAGAGCGAGAUCGCCAGGUUCGAGGACACCCUGCAGCAGUACAAGAUGUACAAGGACUUCCUGUACAAGGUGUCACCCAAGGAGUGGCUGGAGGGACAGGAGAGGCGGCGGUUGGCCCUGAGGAAGGCCAAGGAGGUGGCCCAGGCCCCCGCGAAGGGCGGUGGGAUCCCGGCACCAGGGGACAAAGGACCCGGGGUCAAGAGCAAGAUGGCCUCUUUGUUGGGCAGAGAGCCUCACAUCGUGAAGAAGCCCCUGAAGCUUCUGCAGGCCACAUGGGGUGGACAGGCUCUGUCUAGUAGCAGCAGCAGCCUCCAGCCAUUGCCACCCAGUCAGCUGGACCCUGGGAGGCCCAGCUCUGACCCCAUGCCGGAGGACUCGGACAGCGAUGAGGAGGAACAGGUGCUGUUCUUCACGGAGCCGCAGCAGCUGCUGGACAUCUUCACGGACCUGGAGGAGCAGAACCUGUCUCUGAUCCAGAACACCCAGGAGAUGGAGGAGACGCUGGAGGAGCUGAACCUCACCCUGAAGAGCACGCAUGUGCGCAUGGACAGGGAGGUCCAGCAGCUGAAGCAGUGGGUGACCACGAUGACCAUGUCCAUUGCCAAGGAAGAAGAGAUGGCUUCUGAGCUGGAGCUCAAGGCCCGCGUCUUCCACUUUGGGGAAUACAUGGGCGACCAGCAGGACAAGCUGCUGGAGAGCCUGGACCACAAGGUGCUGGACGUGUACAGGCGCUGCGUGGGCGGCCCGCAGGAGGCGAACCUGGGCACCGUGCAGAUGCUCACCACCAUCGAGCACCAGCUGGAGGAGCUGCUGGAGAGCCUGGAGCGCAUGCCGGCCUCCUGGGUGCAGCAGAUCGAGAAGGCCCAGGAGAAGGAGCGCCACCGGAGGCUCCGGGAGGAGAAGGCCAUGAUGCAGAGGAUGCUGCAGGAGGAGCGUCUGCAGCGGGCUCGGGCCCGGGCCCAGGCGGCGGUCAAGAGGAAGCGGGGCCGCAAGCUGGUGUGCCGGUCGCGGCCCCCGGUCCCCAGGGUGAAGGAGGAGCCCGAGCACCCGUUGGUGGACAAGGAGAAGGAGGAGCUGCUCCUCUUCUUCACUUAGCGGAGCCGAGGUCGCGGGGUCCGCGGGCCGGACUCUGCGGCUUCCUGGUCGCACCAAUAAAGCCACGUAUUGUUUUUCUGUG
Molecule: messenger RNA, 2498 nt
Organism: Marmota monax (woodchuck)
Lineage: Eukaryota; Metazoa; Chordata; Mammalia; Rodentia; Sciuridae
Gene: Cfap100
Product: cilia and flagella associated protein 100
Exons: 17
Coding region: 590-2416 (608 amino acids)
Cellular component (GO): ciliary basal body
Source: RefSeq, a predicted model, not a curated record